GGUGCGUUGAGAAAAAAGACUGACGCUGAUUCGCUGUAUAGCAUUGUCAAUUUACUAUCACCCGGCCAAACAGUUACGAAAACCAAAAGUGUUGUUGCAGACAGACGUCCUUCAAGUUCUUGCUGUUGGUGUUGGUUAAAUUAAUGUUAGACAGUUUCAAGACUACUGUAGUUAUCUUAUAUUGUAGUAAUCUGUGUUUCUAUUCUACGGAAGACCAAAGCCAUACGUAUAUCUUAAGUGGUUGAUUGGGUUGAUGCUGUGUUACAUACGGUUAACGUUAGCAGAGGCCUAGCACUGAGCUAACGUGAUAAUUCACCAGCGUUUUCCGGGACUUCUCAGAUGAUACACUCUCCCCACUGUAUUGCCGAAGUGACACAGUAAGACCUUAACUCAGCAUGCAUCCUGACCUUUCACCUCACCUGCACAAUGAAGAGUGUAACGAAUUCAUCACUCUUCUGAGGCAGUGCCACACAGAGCACAAUGUCACAAAGUUCUUUGGCAAGUGUAACGAUGUGGACCGUGCCAUGCGUCAUUGCCUGAAGAAAGAGAGACUGGAUAAGCGGGAACUCAGCAAGCAGCAUGCCAAAGACAUGAAAAAGAGGCUGAAAGCAGGGAUAAUAGAGGAUCUCUGAAGGACAUUUCAAUGAAACUUUAACACUGCCACUACCAGUUUGAAGGAGUGAGAUAAUGAGACACUGAAUGAAGCAUGACACUGUGUAACAGGCCUUCCCUAUGGUCUCAGGAAGGUGACAACUUCUGUCUCUUUGAAAAUUCAAAGGAGUGUGGAUUAUAUAAGUAAUUAAGCAUUGAGGUCUAAGUGUCAUGUGCUAUACAUCAUUUUGAUAUUAUUUUAAAGGAAAGGUUAUUUAAAAUAUGAUGUGCAUAUACCAAUAAUGAUAUGGUUAAGAUGCAAAGUUUACUUACAACACGUUUGACUUGUUAUCACCCGGACAGACUGGGAUUUACAGCGUUACCAGAACAUUUUAGUAACAUCAUCGAGAACUUUGGAUGAAAGAUUGCUGUUAGGCAGAAGCCUUCCAUCAAACUGUUGAAGUUAGAAAGACACCUCAGGACUAUUCUUCUACCAGUUUCAGGGUAUUAAAGAUGCAAGUAAAAGAUGACCUAAACCCGGAUGAGCAGUGGCUCUUAAUGUCAACCCAUGAACAUGCAGAGUGAACACAUUCAUUUUUGUUUGAUUGUUUAUUUGAAUGGGGAAUCAUAUUGAUUCGUUAGAAGUUUAACUGCUUUCAAAUAAAUUGAUAUUAUCCUUAUAUUAAUCCAUGCUUCAA
Notothenia coriiceps (black rockcod) is the source of this 1289-nucleotide messenger RNA. It is a transcript of the gene cmc2, whose product is annotated as C-x(9)-C motif containing 2. Gene Ontology annotation, cellular component: mitochondrion. Lineage: Eukaryota; Metazoa; Chordata; Actinopteri; Perciformes; Nototheniidae. The record is from RefSeq and is a predicted model, not a curated record. The coding region runs from base 396 to 632 and encodes 78 amino acids. The transcript is spliced from 4 exons.